Leishmania braziliensis MHOM/BR/75/M2904 is the source of this 732-nucleotide messenger RNA. RefSeq lists its product as hypothetical. The transcript has a single exon. The record is from RefSeq and is a predicted model, not a curated record. Bases 1 to 732 code for a protein of 243 amino acids. Lineage: Eukaryota; Euglenozoa; Kinetoplastea; Trypanosomatida; Trypanosomatidae.
AUGCUGAAAAUCAAAACGGUGCUGAAAACGGCGCCGGCUACACAGGACGAGGAGUACGACCGCCGUAAACGUGGAAUGAAAGAGCUGGGUCCUGCUCUUCGCAGCUACAGAAGUGCCAUGGCGAAAGCAAAAGCGUCUGUUAACCAUGUUGUAGAGUCGCUCGGCAAAGUCUGCAAGGUAUUUGACACGCUCUCUAACGACCCAAACAUCCCAAAUUGCACUAAGGAUUGUACAUUGGCUCUGACAGCGUCUAUGGAUCGCAUCGAAGGAGCGCUUCUUUCAGGGUUUAACGCUGCAAUGGACUCGACUGUCCUCUCUGCUGUUGACGAGCUGAAGGCCAUGUAUGAUGAGUGCGCCAAGCUGGAGACCGAGCGCAACAAGGUCAUGCACAAGUAUGAUGCGUACCGCGAAGAUAUCAGCAAAAAAGAGUCAGUUUACCAGCGCAAGUCAAAGGACGCACUGGCGUCGAAAUCCUACUGCGCCGAGGUUGCGAAGCGGGAUGAGCUGGCGAUGUGCUUUGAGGCUGCUGAUCAGAAAUUUAAAGACACCCACGACCAACUCACACAAGUCCGUGCGACCGCAUGCACAAAAGCUCUCAACGCAUUCAUGAAGUGCACGUCGAAUUUCAUGGAGGAGAUCUCCAGUGAAUUCAACGGACUGAAAAGAUCGUCAGAGAGUGCGAUGCAAGUGCUGAGCCUUGGAAUGCAUGCAGAGUACGAAAACGACAACUAA